CACCAAGUGAUUAUAUGCUUUUUCAUGCGAGAUUUUGACCGUUACAACAAAUCCACUCUCCCGCAGCACUGAACAUGGUGAGAACGGUGGUGAACGAAAAAAUCCGAUGUCUUCAAUAUUCCCAGAAAUAUGCAGGGUAGGUUCCAUAUAUGCAUAAAUCCAAGUAUCCUUACCUUAAUGAAAGGACCUUACGAUGCAAUUCCUACCUGGCAAAGGGUUCCAUUCCAUGUGGCAGAUCUAAAUAUGACUCCUACUGGUGCCUUAUCGACAGUGCAAAAUUUAUAAAGGUGCAAAUACAUGUGUGCGUAAGCAUAAUGAUAAUGCAUGGAUUGAACUGAUCGAAAAUGAUGGACACAGAACACUGACUUUUCUUAAAUAAAAAGGGUGAAAUUCUGCACUCGGAAAUGGAUUCAUGCAGCGUCGUGGUCUACUUAUAUAAGGGGGACCGAAAUUUUGAAAUUCCAAUUCUGGAAUCCCUUCACGCGGAAGAUGUUUGCCGAACAGUGGCCAAGUUUUUACAAUUUCGACCAAUUAGUCUGUGCUUAUUUUCUAUUCGUCUAAAAAAAUCUCCGGAUAUUUGGUUACCAUCUUCAUUCAAAUUCCAACCGGAUCAAACGCACUAUGUAGAGUUCAGACUUCGUUUCAAAAUUCCAUGCUUAACAGAUCUCAAUAGAUUGGAUGAGAAUGCAUUCGAUUAUACUUUCCAUCAAAUUAGACACGAUCUUCUGCAAGGACAUAUUCCUGACAUUUCCCAGGACCAAGUAAAGUCAGAAGCCUUGGGAUUAUGUGUUACCGAUAUGUUACGAUUGAUUCAAGAAGAAGCAAUGACUUUGGAUUACAUAGAAGCAAACUAUAAGCAAUUCAUCCCCAAGUCAAUCUACAGGCAGCACAAGUUUUUCCUCAAGAAGAAAAUUCACGACACGUUGGUCAAGCUGGUUGAGAGAAGCCGGCCUCAAAAUUCCAACUACAUUAAAGAACAAUACAUAAGUCAGGUGGAGGAGCUAGCUCCAAGAUAUUUUGCAGAAGAAUUUUAUGCCAUGACCUACAAGCAAGCAGAAUAUCCAGCGACAAUACGAGUCAACGUGUACCACACCAAAGAACCUGGCGUGUCUGUUGCAUACAUGGGAAAGCACAAUUGGGAUCAUAUCUGCACCAUUGAAGAUUUAUGUUUCAUUUCAAUUCGAGGAGACUGCACUGCCGAGAUUUCAAGGAAAAACGGGAUUCCAAUUUGUUUCAAAUUUAAGUCACAAGAACUUGCCCAUUCAUUCGUGUCCAUGCUGGAUGGAUAUUAUAGACUGAGCGAAAAAUGGACUUUUAAUCUGUGCAAAGAGCUACCUACCCCUUCACUAAGCAAGCUAAAAUUUAUGAAAUGCCACGGUCCGGUUGGAGACAAAUUUGCACAUCAGAAACUCACAACUAUGCCAAUUACAAAAUGUGGAUCAUUUAUUCUAAGGGAAAGUUCAAAAUCAUUUGACAGUUACUGUAUUGAUUAUUUGGGACAAAACAAAAAUCGUCCCUUUAGUUGUGAAAUCAAUGGCAGCGCUGACGGAAAGUACACCAUAAAAAAUGCAGAGUCGGACAAAUAUUUCACUACAUUGUCUGAGCUUGUAUCCUACUAUAUGACAACAAAUGACGGGAAAUUUGUUUUAAAAGAAUGUCUUCCACCAUCAGAAUAUGACCAAUCCCCACUAUUGCUGUGUCGCAAAAGAGCUUCCAAAGACAUUAGAAUAAAACCAACUCAUAAAUUAGAGUCGACCAGUAGUACCAUCACGGGACCUCAAAUUAUUGUGGUAAAAAAUUUGCAAGUGUUUCGUGGAAAGCGAUUUGAGCUAGAAGGGACCAUGUGCAACGUUUACAAAGGAGUGUGGAAGGAAAGCCAGACACAUAGCUACGAUAUAGCGAUUAAAGUACUAAAGAAGGAGCACGAAGAAAAGAAAACUAGGGAAUUCCUUGAAAUGGCUGACCGAUGUGCCGUGUGGCAAUGUGAAUCACUGCUAACAUUAAGAGGAAUAGUUCUGGUUAAUCCAUUAGCACUGGUAAUGGAUUGGAUGCCAUUGGGUGCUUUGGAUGUCUAUCUGAAAGAAAAUGUGCUGCAUGUAGAAGUGGCAGAGUUAAUAGAAGCCGCAAGUCAUAUUGCAAAAGCAGUUUGGUUCUUGGAAGACCAUGGAAUUGUUCACGGAAACAUUAGAUGUCAUAAUGUGCUGGUAGCUGAGCACAGCGAGAGCGCAUUCAUAGUAAAACUUGCGGAUCCAAGCAUUGUCGAGUACUCUGGUCACGAUGUACAUUGGAUACCUCCAGAAUUUUUUGAAAUUUCCACCCUUGCUAGAAAUUUCAUGACUGCUGAUGUAUGGUCUUUGGGUACAACCCUAUGGGAAGUAUUUUCCUAUGGCGAAAAACCACCUCGGGAUCUCCUUCCCGCAAUGUAUAAAUCAAAGUAUAUGUCAGGCUGGAGGCUACCAUGCCCAAGGAAAUGUCCCCUUGAGUUGUACAGAAUUAUAUCUGAAUGCUGGGCAAAAAUUCCUGAAUCCCGAAAGCACCCUCAAGCUAUAGUUCGAGAUAUUCAUCAAAUCCUGUACCAACUAAAUCCUUGUUUGACCUCAAUGACACACCACUGCACGAAGCACGCUGGAAUUGCGGCAAAAAGUGCCUAUACCUACCAAAAAACAACUUUGAUCGGGACAAAAAGGACGCAUUCGUAUGCAAGCAUAACACCGGAAUCUAGUGUCAAUGGAGCAUUUGACACGACCAGUAUGUUCAACUGGGGGUCAUUUGAAUCAGAGAAUCAAAAUCCAGUAAAUUAUUCGGAUGGGACUCUGAGCACAUUUAUACACGAGCUUUCUCUUCACUCUGGCUCCAAUAGUACGCAACGCACGUGGCUGAAUAAUUUAACUACCGGGUCACCCUCCCCAGACUUAUUCUCCGGGUUUUCAGGGACCUACAAUGGAAGUAUUGGUACAAUUUAUUCCACUGGGUCAGCACAAGGAAUUUAUGUAUUUGGAAAAGAUCAAAUUACGUUGGGGAGAAUGAUUGGGCAGGGAUGCUACGGUGCAGUUUAUGUCGGAGAACUAGUCAGGAGUGACGGCUCAUCAGAACCCGUGGCAGUCAAAAUGAUGAAAGAAAUGGAGAGUAUUCCAGAAAAGGAACAACUAGAUUUUCACCGUGAAUUCGAAAUUUUAAAGAAUUUAUGCCACCCAAACAUUGUUGAGGUUAAAGGCGUAGUAAAUGAUCCAGGGUUACUUCUAAUCAUGGAAUAUCUCCCAAUGGGGUCGUUAUUAGAUUAUUUUCGCGUCUGCCACACAAAACCAUAUGUUAAGCAACUUUUAAAGUUCGCUCAGGAUGUUGCAGAGGGAAUGGACUAUUUGAGAGAAAAUAACAUUGUGCACAGAGACUUGGCAGCAAGGAACAUCUUGGUGGCAAAUGAGGACCUCGUUAAAAUAUCUGACUUUGGUUUAGCAAGAUACUGCGAUGAUAACUGUUAUACAUUCAGAACAGAUCGUAAAUUACCCAUCAAAUGGUAUCCACCCGAAAGCCUUCAGUACCACAAAUCCUCAGAAUACUCAGAUAUAUGGUCUUAUGGUGUGACUCUCUAUGAAAUUUUUUCUCUCGGAAAAGAGCCGAAUCUACCUGGAGCUACCAGUAAUGAUGUCGAAGUUGAUGAAAUAUUUGGUCUGUUAACUAAAGGAGUUCGACUGCCAUGUCCAGAAAAUUGUCCCGAUGUCAUUUACUCAACUUUAAUGCUUCCGUGCUGGCAAAUGAAUCCAACAGUGCGACCCAAUUUUUCGAAAAUUCUAGGUGACAUUAGGGAAAUUGAAUCUUUGGUGUAACACACUUAGUAUAAACUGUGGUUUGUUGAAUGUUUUUUUUUGCAAUCAGUCAGACAAUAGGAAAAUCGUGAAUAUUUAUUGUUUAUUCUCUAUUUGCAACAUGAACAGCCAAUAAUCACUCUGCGGCUUAAUUAUAACUUAUUUAAAUAGGGUUAGAUUUUGAAACAAUAUCAAGUUCAACUCGCAAACUGCAA
Messenger RNA from Folsomia candida, 4018 nucleotides. RefSeq names its product tyrosine-protein kinase JAK2 (gene hop). The record is from RefSeq and is a predicted model, not a curated record. The coding region runs from base 405 to 3824 and encodes 1139 amino acids. Gene Ontology annotation, biological process: hemopoiesis; cell surface receptor signaling pathway via JAK-STAT; cell differentiation. Gene Ontology annotation, cellular component: cytoskeleton; cytosol; membrane. Gene Ontology annotation, molecular function: ATP binding; non-membrane spanning protein tyrosine kinase activity; cytokine receptor binding. The transcript is spliced from 25 exons. NCBI's taxonomy places the organism in Eukaryota, Metazoa, Arthropoda, Collembola, Entomobryomorpha, Isotomidae.